This is a messenger RNA of Zygotorulaspora mrakii, 1584 nucleotides long. RefSeq names its product putative metalloreductase (gene AIM14). The coding region runs from base 1 to 1584 and encodes 527 amino acids. The record is from RefSeq and is a predicted model, not a curated record. Gene Ontology annotation, cellular component: plasma membrane. Gene Ontology annotation, molecular function: oxidoreductase activity. NCBI's taxonomy places the organism in Eukaryota, Fungi, Ascomycota, Saccharomycetes, Saccharomycetales, Saccharomycetaceae. The transcript has a single exon.
AUGGAGUCAUAUGAACUUAUUAAACGGCAUGGUGAAACCCAUUUUGCCAAUAUCAAGUAUGGCUACUACACGUUAGCGAUAUCUAUUAUUUAUCUGGCAUUUUUGGUUGCACUCCGUAGUGUCGUCAAUGGCAAGCCCACCAAUUCAUCUUCUUCAAAAUGGAAAAGGUUUUUAUACCAGCUAUAUUCGAUCAAUCCAGGAGUACAUCUGGCCAUUAUCUGGAUACCUCUACUUGUCCCUUUCUAUCACCACUAUUCGAUUGUUCAGCAUACCACCGUUUAUCUAAAAAGACUUGGCCGCUUGAGCUAUGUCCUUUUAUCACUGAACAUGGUUUUGAAUGUGAGACCAAAUUGGUUAUUUCGCAAAUACUAUACCUAUACAGAUCUAAUUCCAUUGCAUAAAUGGCUUUCACGAGUAAUUGUUAUGGUUGGCAUGAUCCAUGGGGUUCUGUUUCUCGUAUACUGGGCACUGGAUGAUACAAGAUCCACUGUCACGCAAAUAUUAAAAUAUAAAAACUUUAUUGGUCUCGUUUUGAUGUUUUUGGUAUUGCUUCUAGUCAUUUUUUCGAGUGGACCUCUGAGAAGAAUCAACUACAAUUUAUUUUAUGUUACACAUAAUAUAGUUCUAUUAAGUUUGGUACUUUUGACAGGUUUACAUGCAAGACCUGGUGUAACAUUCCCUUAUUUACUCGUGAAUGUUGCUUUACUUUGUUAUCAGGCAUUUACAAAAGUUCUUUCAAGAAGGGCCGCUAUACUGGAUAAAAUCACGGAUUAUAAAGAUAGUAAUUUGAUAAAUGUACACUUACCUCGCUCUGCGUUGCCUGCAGAUUUUGAACCCGGCUCCCACAUUAGAAUUAGCGCAUACAGACGAUUGAAUCCGCUGUAUUGGUUGCUACCAUCUCACCCAUAUACAAUUGCAUCCUUACCGUCCGACUCUGAAAUCGAUCUUAUCAUUUUAGAAAAUAAACAUCCACGAUCCUUCAAGAUAGAGCGAGGCGUUGAGUACACAGUGAGCCAACCAUAUGCUCCUGCGAUUCCAAGAUCAUGUCUCGAAAAUGCAAAAAGAGUGUGCAUUGUUUGUGGUGGUAGCGGUAUAUCCUUUGGAUUACCAUUAUACAAGUACUAUAAGGAAAAGCUUGCCGUUGAAUUUCUUCAAAUGGUAUGGAUUGUGCGAAACAAGUAUCAAUUAAGGGUCCUUGAGGGUCUGGCAACUACGAUUUCGCUUAAUAGCUACUCUGAAUUCCAUAUUUUCGUGACGAACAGUGACAGUGGCAGGCUAUCGGAAGAGCCACAGGAAGAUGCAGACUUGGAAUUUGAGCUAGAAUCUAUGUCUAAUGAACAGCUAGACGAGAACGGUGCUCUUGUUGACAACGAUGCUGCUGUACUGGUCUCUAAAUAUAAACCAACUUCAAUUAAUUUUGGCAGAAGAAUGCAGUGGGCGACGGACCUUGCUCACUUCGUGGAGCAUUCACAAUUGGAUGACACUUGGCUUCUUGCUUGUGGACCACAGAGCUUAAUUGAAUCGGGAAAAGAAUAUGCUGCUGACAAUGAGAUUAAUUUCGCUUCAGAAAUAUAUGCCCUUUAA